Molecule: messenger RNA, 2411 nt
Organism: Panicum virgatum (switchgrass)
Lineage: Eukaryota; Viridiplantae; Streptophyta; Magnoliopsida; Poales; Poaceae
Product: UDP-rhamnose/UDP-galactose transporter 4-like
Exons: 5
Coding region: 61-2109 (682 amino acids)
Cellular component (GO): Golgi apparatus
Molecular function (GO): antiporter activity; UDP-galactose transmembrane transporter activity
Source: RefSeq, a predicted model, not a curated record
ACCACCGGCGCCUCCUCCCUAUAGGUCGCGCCAUCCCCUCCUCCUUCUCCUCCCUAGUUGAUGUCCUCCUCCAUCACGGACAGUGCAUCCUCCCCUAGCACCACCAACAUGGGAGACGCCAUCAUCCCCUUUGCCACCGUCAACGUCAAGUCCCACGUCCCUGUGACACUGGAACUUCGCGCCGGCAACUACACCAAGUGGAGCACCUACUUCAAGGCCAUGUGCGGCAAGUUUGGACUCAAGCACAUCGACGGGACAGCAGCUCCUGCCGCCCCUGAUGACACCUGGAUCCAAACUGACUGCUGCGUCCGCAGCUGGCUAUACGGCUCCGUCUCUGAAUCUGUGCUAGACUUCGCCAUGGCACCGGAUCAGACGACGCGCCAGCUCUGGGUCGCCAUCGAUGCCCACUUCACGGCGAACAGGGCUCCGCGCUGCAUCUACCUCAGCCAUGAAUUCCACAACAUCAACCAAGGCGACCUCUCUGUUGAAGAUUACGGCCAGAAGGUCAAGCAGGCUGCUGAUCGCCUUCGCGAUGCUGGGGAACAAGUCGCAGAGAGCACCCUCGUCCUCAACCUCCUGCGUGGCGCCAACCCCAAGUUCAGCACCACCUGCGACUUCAUCGCUGGCACGCCCGGCAUGACCUUCGCCAUUGCCCUCGACCAGCUCGCCCUAAAGGAGCUCCGCCUCGCGCACGGAGCCUCCGUCACCGCCAACACUGCCCUAGUCGCAUCGCCCUCCUCUACUGGUUGUGGCUCUGCCUGCCGCCUCUCCUCGGCGCCCUCCGGCGCGCCACAGCAGCAGCAGCGCCGCCACAGGAAGAAGCGCAACGGCGGCGGCGGCGGCGGACAGCAAGGCGGCGGCGGGGACGGACAGCAAGGUGGCGGCGGGGGCGGCUACCAGCAGGGCGGCCAGGCCGCGCGCCCCCCCUACCCGACCGGCCCGUGGUUCUAUUUCAAUCCAUGGGCCGCCCAGUCGGGAGGACAGGCGGGCGUUUGGGCCGGCCAGGGAGCUGGCUACCGUGGAGGCCCAUCCACCACGGGCGGGUGGAGCGGACAGGGUUUGCUGGGCCCUGCGCCACUGCAGGCCCACACCGCCUUCGCCCCAUCUCAGUUCUCCCAGGCUCCUGCGCCUUCCUGGGACCAGGCAGGCCUCGUCGCCGCUCUCCAACAGAUGUCUCUCCAAGGCUCGUCUCCGUGGGUCAUGGACACCGGCGCCACCACCCACAUGCACUCCUCUGAAGCCACAACAUUAACCGGGCUUCAUUUUGUGGCUACAACCUUGAUGACAAUCGUGUUUCGGUGGUUAGGCCUGAGCCAGCCCUCCCAGUUACCGGUAGCGGAUCUGAUUAAAUUUGUGAUAUUUUCAAACUUGUCAAUUGUUGGGAUGAACGUGAGCUUGAUGUGGAACUCUGUGGGCUUUUAUCAGAUAGCAAAGCUGUGUAUGAUACCUGCUUCAUGUCUUCUGGAGAUUGUCUUUGAUCAUGUACAUUAUUCCCGCGACACAAAGCUGAGCAUAAUGGUUGUGCUUAUAGGAGUUGCAGUCUGCACGGUUACUGAUGUCAGUGUGAAUGCAAGAGGUCUAAUUGCGUCUGUUAUAGCUGUUUGGAGCACAGCCUUGCAACAAUAUUAUGUUCAUUUUCUUCAAAGGAAGUACUCUCUGAACUCGUUCAACCUCCUGGGCCACACUGCUCCAGCCCAAGCAGGGUCCCUCCUGCUACUGGGACCAUUUAUGGAUUACUUGUUGACAGGCAAAAGGGUGGAUCACUUCAAUUUCUCAUCUCUUGCUCUGUUUUUCCUCACACUCUCAUGCUUCAUCGCCAUUGGGGUUAAUUUGAGCCAAUUCAUCUGCAUCGGGCGGUUCUCUGCUGUGUCGUUCCAAGUGCUGGGCCACAUGAAGACUGUGCUUGUUCUGUCCCUUGGGUUUGUCUUCUUUGGCAAGGAGGGCCUGAAUCUUCAGGUAGUCCUCGGGAUGGUCCUCGCUGUUCUCGGAAUGAUCUGGUACGGUAACGCGUCGGCUAAACCAGGAGGCAAAGAAAGGCGCAGCAUCCUACCAGUGAGAUCUGGGAGUCUCAAGGGAAGUUCAGAAGAAACGGAUGGUGCUGAGAAAUAGUCUUUGCUACUACCAGACUCCAAAUGAUGGUACAGGGAAAUUUUCUGUGAGAUUAAAUUUCUGGUGAUGCGUGUAUCACAAAAAUAGAAACUCUGGCUUUACAUAGUAUGUUUACUGCACAAGGUAAACUACCCUUCCUGUCUAGAAACUUGGGAUUGUUAUAGUUACAGGUAUACAGUAGUGACACUUUAAUUUCUGUCUGUGGAUCAUUGGUACGGUAGCCAGGCGAAUGUCACAUGUAUUACGAGGCUUGCUUGAAGACAGUUUAACCCAAUAUAGUCUUUUUUAUCUUUUUUGGAAAA